CGUAUCGAAAGUUCUGGCUCUCUUGAAUAAGCGUUUUGCUCGCAAGAAGGGAUGGUAAUUCGAGAAAUCACCGCCUUUACGACUUCCAUGACCCCGGUUACGUCCUGAUGGCCUGUGUUGACCCUAGUGGUCCACGCGGCUGUAAUUAUCACCCCUUUCAGAAUAUGGUGAACAUGCUGUGUUCGUUUCGAGUUCAACAUCUUGCCAUGAUACCCCGUUCCGACUCGAUAAUACAUUUAUUCCUUUUCUUUCUUUUUGUAUUUUGCGCAUACCCAUUUUGGCUCGUUAGGUGUUUUUUGCUCGCGCUACUGCUUUCCUUGAAAGAUCUAGUCCAGAUAUUUCUAUUUCUUAUAACUACAUUAUGUUGCGAUAUCUCUGAGAUGUGGUCAUUUGUUUAUAUAGUAUACACCGUUCCGCUGGACCGGAAUAUGCAUUAUGUCAUCAAUGCUGGUGUUUUUGUGUCGUUCGAUCUGUUUUGUCAAGAGUUCAUGUUCUGUGUGGCAUUAUGUUUGCUGGCGCUUUUCAGGGGUUGUGAUCCUAUGACGAUCUUGCCUGUAAUAAUACUAUAUAUACUCGCGCGUCCAGUUAUGAUUUUUUUGGUCUUUGUUUCGAGCAUCGAAGAAGCGAAAUACGAAUAUAUACCUGUCUCCUGUCUGAUAAGUAACUGGCCAUCACGCGAUGUUCUCGAACAUGGCAUAAUCCAUUGACAUUAAGGUAGUUAGUAUAGGUCCACGGGGGUCUGUCAGUUGAUGACCUGGCACGUAGUACACACCAGCGCCAUCAGUGGUCAACCAGAUUGAUUGGAGUUGCCGUGUGCUAUUUGCCCUGUCACACUUCCAGCCUGGCCGAUCUCAUGGAGCAAACAUCAAGAUUCGACUGUCUGACCUUGUACAGUUGAGUCGGUGGCGAUUUUGUUCCCCUCCAGGCUGCCCCGCAAUGCAGCGCUGUCAUACUAUUCAGCCCUUCAUGACUGUGCAGCGACGUAAUUAUUGAAUUAUUGACUGCUCGGAAAUCCCUGGCUAGGUGAUCUGGCAGACGUGUAUUAUCAUUAGGCUCGCGUCGCUAUUGACUGACUUUGCGCAAAUCCCGCCUGCGACUGUCG
Messenger RNA from Talaromyces proteolyticus, 1102 nucleotides. RefSeq lists its product as uncharacterized. The transcript has a single exon. The record is from RefSeq and is a predicted model, not a curated record. Lineage: Eukaryota; Fungi; Ascomycota; Eurotiomycetes; Eurotiales; Trichocomaceae. The coding region runs from base 108 to 707 and encodes 199 amino acids.